GUCGGCGUUCGGCGGGCAUGGCCUGCGCUUCUUCUAUACAUGUAUACAAUCUCACUUCUAACUUCUUGCCCCUUCUCUGACCCACCAUCUUCACCUUUCUCACAUUCACAGUCUGUCCAUACCUACGAGUAUGAAUUCCUGUGCAGUCCUCUGGUAGUAACUCCGCAGAACACAGUAAUCACGAAUACGCGCGAUCAUCGCUCGCGACCCAUCAGCAGCAGUUUCCAUCCUCAUCCGAUCAUCCGACCAACAUCAUGGCCACAAACAACACCACUGCCGCUGUCGACAUGGCUGCAAAGACAGAACCGACUGUGAACGUCGAGAAGGGAGCCCCGAAGGAGGGUAGUAUUCCGACAUCCUCCCAUGGCUCCUCCACCGCCCACCAAGUCGAGGAGGGCUUCGUGCCACAGCCCAUGUACCACGUACCUACCUACCACUCGGUCGACAUUGAGGACUACUUUCGAGGUCCGCGCGAUAUCAACCGGCACUCGAAAUGGCCGCAGUUCAUGCGCUUGCAUGGCUCGAUCGCGCCAAAGAUGAUUCUGCCUCUCACCUUCCUGGCAGCUUGGGCAAGUCUGAUUACAUGCAUCCACCAGCUGGUCCAUACUCUCGCCGUCGAUUCGGUUCUCCUGACCGUCCUGGGUUUUGUGGUCGGUUUGGCGCUUUCGUUCCGCUCUACCACUGCGUACGAGAGAUUCAUCGAGGGUCGCAAGUACUGGGCGCAGCUCAUGCUCAACGGUCGUAGCUUGGCGCGAUUGAUCUGGGUGCACACGUCUGAACGACACGCACAAUCCGAAGAGCUCGGGAAAUAUGAUCUCCUAGCCAAGGUCUCCGCCCUCCAGCUCAUCAACGCCUUUGCCGUUGCUCUGAAGCAUCGUUUGCGAUUCGAACCCUCCAUCGACUAUCCCGAUCUCGGGCCUCUUGUGGGCAGUCUUCAUGUGCUUGCCGCAGACGCCGAUCAGACCAUGCUGCAUCAGCGCCGUAUGUCGAAACUGAAGUCAGCUGGCCAGUUCCUAGGUGUCCCCAUGGCCGAGUCAAAUCCACGAAAGCUUAUCAAGCGCUCCAAGGACAAUCUGGGCAACACACCUCUGGAGAUCCUCACCUAUUUGUCUGCAUACGUCGAGAGUACUAUUCACAACGGCACACUCACCAUCGGAGGUCUCCAGUCGCAAGCGAUAACACAGCUGUUCAACCUUAGUGACGUCCUGGCUGGCUGCGAGCGCGUUGUCAACACGCCACUCCCAGUAGCAUACAGCAUUUCCAUUGCACAGAUCACAUGGGCGUAUGUCCUCAUGUUGCCGUUCCAGCUUGCGAACAAGCUCGAGUGGGUCGCGAUUCCAGCAACUAUCAUCGCCGGCUACAUCAUUCUCGGACUUGCACAAAUUGGUCGCGAGCUGGAAAAUCCUUUUGGCAUGGAUGUGAACGACUUGCCUCUGGACUCCUUCUGCCACGAGCUGGCCAACGAUAUCGAUGCUUUGACUGCUCUGCCGCCACCAAACGACACCACACAAUGGAUGCAGAGCGCACAAUCGAGACCACUCUGGCCAAUGAGCAACAUGGAGUUCAAGGCACUGGAGAGCCGAAGCGUGGAAGACAUCCGGGCUGCGCUCCGAGCCAAGGCUGCGAGUCGCGAUGUGAAGAAGGACCGAAUGGCGACGUUCUAUCAAAGUGACGCGUUGACAAACGAGGGUUAACGAGCGGAGAAACGACUGUAACAAAUCAACUUUUCAUAAAAGUCUAGCGUUCUGGCAUGGCGAUGGUUGGACAUGCAAAGUCCUGGGCAAUACAGAUUCAACCAGGCACAAAAUCUCAGCAC
Cercospora beticola is the source of this 1816-nucleotide messenger RNA. RefSeq names its product bestrophin family protein. Gene Ontology annotation, molecular function: chloride channel activity. The record is from RefSeq and is a predicted model, not a curated record. Lineage: Eukaryota; Fungi; Ascomycota; Dothideomycetes; Mycosphaerellales; Mycosphaerellaceae.